This is a messenger RNA of Bactrocera latifrons, 2979 nucleotides long. RefSeq lists its product as uncharacterized. The coding region runs from base 1677 to 2831 and encodes 384 amino acids. Gene Ontology annotation, cellular component: neuron projection membrane. The record is from RefSeq and is a predicted model, not a curated record. NCBI's taxonomy places the organism in Eukaryota, Metazoa, Arthropoda, Insecta, Diptera, Tephritidae. Gene Ontology annotation, biological process: synapse organization. The transcript has 10 exons.
AAAUAUUUAGCUUUAAGCAAAUGUUUGUAAAAAUGUGAAAAGAAGCACGUUUAAAGUUUCGUAUAAAAUAGUGAAGGCAAAGUGUAAAAGGUGCGAAAGUGAUUGGAAAAGUGUUAAAUUUUGUUUUGAAAAUGCUAUGGGUAUUUUUUUGUGUGCGUGUGAAGAAAUGUGUUGUGUUGUAUAAAUAAUAAUAGUGCAAGGAAUUCAUGCCAAAAGUAUUGCCGGGAAUAUGCUGUUGACUAUAAGGAACAACAUAUGUAGAGGUGGCAAAAGGCGGGUGUUCAAAAUAAAUACCAGCAGUACAAUUCCAAAUAAUUGCCACUCAAGAACACCUAUCAACAAGCACAAUAACAACAACAUGAACAACUACAAAUAUUACUAAAGCAAUAACGAUGCUGACUUAAUGAAAAGGAAGUGAAAGGGACGAGUUUAAGACAUCGAAAAUGAGUGUAUAUGUAUGGGUGACGCUGACGGGCUGAGCGCCGUUGACAUGUGAGCCGUCGCGCGCAGUUAUACAACGCAAAUCGACGGCAACAAAAGGAUAACCGUUAAGAGAUAAGAGAAGCGACGUCACGUGCCAUAAUAAUACUGUAAAGUGAAACCAAUUAAAAAGGCGCGUGAUUUCAGCUGAGCGACAAGCUGGAGGCGUAAAACAGGCAACAGCCGACGUGUAAUUUUACAAUACAACAAAAAUAAAAGGAGCAACAACGGCGCUGGCAUCCAUGGAGCAGCCACGUUCGCGUUUUUGUGCUGAAAGAUUGAUAAAUAAUGCAAGCAUGUUUUUUCCGCAAAAUAACGGUGUUCUGUAAGAAAAAGUGAACAAAAAUAAGCAACGCAAGCCAAUAGCAGACACGUGGCAACGUUUUUUGAGUGAAAAACGUCGGAAGCUGCCGGCCAACAGUUUUAUUCACGCGUUAAAAAUUACAAAUGCAGCAACAAAAGUAAACUUGUUUUUACAUAAGCCACCAAUAUUUCCAGUCAUAAUAAUAACAAUAGCAAUAACAAUAAUCGCAAUUAUAAUCAGCACGUAGCAAAUAAGAACACCGCGUGACGCCAACUGCUGCCACGUCUUGCUGCUUCACGGCACUGCAAACGCUUAAAGUGAUUACUAGCGGUAUUUAUUAAUGCUCACAUGCGUUUGUGUGUGUAGGAGAGUACGCCGCAAUUUUAUGGCGUUUUUAAUGAGUAUUUUUUCGCACUUAACUUUACUUUACGGGUUUCAUAUGCCAUUUCAUAGUACGAACGCGAACAGUGCAUUUCUGAAUUUCGAGCGAAUUUAAAUUCCUGCUUUUGCAACGUUUUUACACAACUCCAUAUGAUACAUGUGAGCGUUAUCGAUAAAUUUGCGCAAAAUUUAAGUACAGCACUUAAUUGAAUUUGCACUCACUUUGCGUAUUUAACUCGCUGCAUUAAUUAGGUUUUUAUACACGCAAUUAAUCGAUGCAAAGAACAAUACUGACAACAACAAAGCGUGCUGUAGUCCGUUAGCAACUUUUUACUUUCGUAACAAACACAACAUAUCGAUAAAACGUACAAUAAUUCAUAGUAAUAACACAGGACAUAAUUAAAUAUAAACAAACGGCCGAGUGAAUUGUCAGCCAUUUAACAAUUUGUUAUUACAACAUCGACGACAAAAUCAUCGCUUGAACGCAAAUUCAUCAAGAAACAAUAACAAAAUGGCACAUUGGGUGCAGAUACUGUUGGCGUUGCUGAUGUAUGCAGGUUCCCUUGAGGGCGCCUCAAAACGCUUUUUCACCGAUUUUCUACAAGACAUGCCAACACCCGGCACUGGCGGCCCCACAUUCGAUACAACCGUACCGACGAAUAUAACAGGACUGGUCGGCAAAACGGUGAAACUAACUUGUCGAGUGAAGAAUUUAGGAAAUCGAACUGUCUCUUGGGUGCGUCAUCGUGACAUUCACCUGCUGACAGUCGGUCGUUACACCUACACGUCGGAUCAACGCUUUGAAGCGAUGCAUUCGCCGCACGCCGAGGAUUGGACGUUACGUAUACGCUACGCACAACGCAAGGACUCGGGCAUCUAUGAGUGUCAAAUAUCAACAACACCACCGAUCGGGCAUUCCGUCUAUCUGAAUAUAGUGGAACCCAUAACAGAAGUAAUUGGCGGACCAGAGUUACAUAUAAACAAAGGUUCAACAAUCAAUUUGACUUGUAUUGUCAAAUUCGCCCCAGAACCGCCGCCCACAGUCAUUUGGUCACACAAUCGGGAGGUCAUAAAUUUUGAUUCGCCACGCGGUGGUAUAUCAUUAGUAACUGAGAAGGGUGUAGUCACUACCAGCCGAUUAUUGGUGCAAAAGGCCAUACAACAGGACUCGGGACUAUACACUUGUACGCCGUCAAAUGCAAAUCCUACAUCGGUGCGCGUGCACAUCGUGGAUGGUGAACAUCCCGCUGCUAUGCAUCAUGGACACGCCACACCACAAGUCCAACCACCCCCUGCUACGCUCCUACUGCUCCUGGCACUCCUAGCCGUAUUGCUGCUGCAAGAGCACCCCAGCCAAUCGACAGAAAAGCAAAAACAAAAGCAACACCAACAACCAGAAGAAAAUCGAGCUGAGCUGCCACAGCAUUAUAAACUGCGUCAACGCAUCCGAUGGAAGUGGUGGCAAAGCAAUCAACUAUGGAAUGAAAAAUUUGCGGUCUACCAACGAACAGAGCCAUUCACUAUGGAAUUGUCACAAAUGGUAAGAGGUCACGCGCCAGAGCGGGUGGCGAAAAUGUGUCGCAAUGCAGCACCAAUGCUUUUACUGCCAACACAAAAGACGCAAAGACGUCGAGAGACCGACGACAAGGCGGCAGCAGCAACAUAGCCAUCAAAUGGCAAUUGGAAUAGAGAGUAGAAUGGCACUCGAAUUGAUGUAAAUUAAGUUCCCAUCCAGAUCCUAAUAGUUAAACGAAAACUUAAAGUACUUUUUUAAGCGCUUUAAAAGAUAAAUAAUAAAAAAACUAUGUAAAGUA